UGUUCCUACUUCCAGUCCACCACAAACAAUCAUGGCGUCGCACGGAGAAAAUACAGGAGCCUCCGAGUCUGUAGCUGCUGAGGACCGGGGAGAGAGAAGAACAGCGACGGUGUCGUUUGGUUUCACUAAAACAGUUAAUAAAUUUAAACCUCCGACUGGCGAAGCUCCGAAGAAGAAAGAAGAGAAAGAUUAUUUGACUGGAAUUGAUGGAAAUGAGUUGCAAAGUUCAAAACCAUCUGAGAAGCCCAGAGAGCUCAUCAUCCCUCUGAUUCAGAAGAACCGUUGGCACAAACCGGACCGAGCCGCCCAGAGCGAUGAAAGUGGCGGCAAAACAACCCAAGACUGCGAUUCUGUGGAGUCUCAGGCUGUCAAAGAACUUAUUGAAGAUUCACGGAGGCAGCUCGAGUUGUGGGAAAAUGGACCUCAGUCAGACAGUAACCUCAACCUAUCCAUCCCCCUGUUGAUGCAAAACAAAGUGCCAGAGGGGUUUGAGGAUGGAGAACGUGUAAAGGUGGACCUGCGGCCUGAAUCUUCAACAGAGGCAGAUUAUGAGAGCGUUCCUGUUGAGGCAUAUGGACUCGCUAUGCUUAAAGGGAUGGGCUGGAAGAAAGACGAAGGCAUUGGACGUACCUUUAAACAAAACGUAAAGCCAAUUGAACACCAGCUCCGUCCAAAAGGGUUGGGCCUCGGGGCAGAUCGUUCAGCAAUAAAAGACCUGGAACCCAGCAGACAUAAGCGUCCACCGAAGCCAGGCGAGGAGCAACAAAAGGAGGAGGAACUGGUGAUGGGUCCUGGGGGUUGUGUGCUGGUGCUGUCAGGAGCGCAUAAAGAUCUAUAUGGCAAGAUAGAAGGUGUGGAUGCAGACAACGCUCGAGUCGUGGUGAAGCUGGCUAUCGGGGGCAGGACUGCGACAAUCAGCCAGUACGCCAUUAAACUAGUUGGGCGCAAGGAAUAUGACAAAUACAGCAAAGACCUCAGUCGUCUCAGUAAAGCCCACAAGGAGAAGGAAAAGGAAAAAGAGAAGGAAAAAGAGCGAGAGAGACGGGAGGAGAAAGAGAGGAGCAGUAACGGUGACAAAGUGAAACGCAAAUCUUCAGAAAGAGAUAACGGGAAAGACGAGAGGAAGAGGAAACACAGAGAGUCAAGUCGAGACAGAGAUAAACCUCCAGUGAAAGAAGCAAAGCGACCACCGGCUCCUCCCUCCUGGCUCCAGAGAGACCUGAAGGUUCGCUUCAUAGAUAAAGCUUUCAAAGGGGGCCAGUACUACAAUUCAAAGAUGCGAGUUGAGGAUGUCCUGACACUGUCUACCUGUGUGUGUCGAACCGAAGAGGGAAGACUGUUAGAUGAUGUGAAGCAGGACAUGCUGGAAACAAUCAUCCCUAAAAGUGAACACGACUCUAUAAUGGUUGUGCUGGGUGAGCACAGGGGACAGGUCGGCCGUAUUCUUCAGCGAGACAAGAACAAGUGCAGAGCGAUGGUGCAGCUCGACAAAUACGAGGAGAAAGUGUUCACACUGGACUACGACUGUAUUUGUCACUAUGUUGGAGCAGGAUACCGCUGAUUUGUGGUCUUCAUUGUAAUAUUUACUGUCUUUUUUCACACCAUCUCAUCUGAACUGUUAUUUUUUUUGUAAGAUACAGAAACAAUGGAUUUUAAAGCAUAGCAAUUUUGUAAUAAAACCACGCCAUGAA
Molecule: messenger RNA, 1691 nt
Organism: Acanthochromis polyacanthus (spiny chromis)
Lineage: Eukaryota; Metazoa; Chordata; Actinopteri; Pomacentridae
Gene: gpkow
Product: G patch domain and KOW motifs
Exons: 11
Coding region: 32-1561 (509 amino acids)
Biological process (GO): mRNA splicing, via spliceosome
Cellular component (GO): spliceosomal complex
Molecular function (GO): nucleic acid binding
Source: RefSeq, a predicted model, not a curated record